AUGAAGGGUGUUAUAGCUAGUGUAGUGACCAUGUGGGUGAAAACUAUAAUCGCUGUGGCCUGUUUAGGCCUGCUAGUAACGGCUCAGUCUCGUUACUCAUCAGAUGAAAGAUCUUACAGACGGAACUAUCAAUCGCGUCCCAGUCAAUGGAGGGACCUUGCUGAUGAAUACGACAGAGAUGAAGACAGAGGGCCACAAACACCGAGUAUUAAAUAUCCACUUCAGGCAAUACCUUAUGAAUUACCUAUAGGAGUUCGUGGCGCGAAUUUACAGUUACUUGUACUUCCAAUCCCCAUGACAUCACUUAAUCCUGGACCUAGUCAGAAAUCAGAAUGUAAAGUAACACCGGAACCCGAGGAACCGAUAAUCGACGUGAGAUCGGGAGCCCCAACUAUAUAUUCAAGUCCACCACUUGGUAUACCACAAAGUCCACGUGUUCCCACCAGACAUAAUAUUCCACCAAAAGCUGUAACUCGUAAUGAGGUUCAAAACAAAGCACCUUCGUAUCCAUCGUACCUUAACGUAGAAAAAUUGGAUCAACCUGUGAUUCCACCAGAAAUACCUCCUUCUGAAUCAUCGAAGGAAAUCUUAGAGCAAUUCCUCGCUCAGGCACCUCAAGCUCCCCAACUGCCGCCUGUACUGCUAUCAGAAUAUGACAAAAAUGAACGUAUACCACAUCCAGAAGAAGAGGAUGAGCAAACUAAUUUAAUAGAAGAAAGUUCAGCAGUACCAACCGUCAAAACUAAUUUGCCAUAUACACAAAACGUGUACAGUCGAGGCAGAAAAGUACAAACUCAACCAUCAAGACCUCGUUUCUCACAAUCAGUUGUGAUACGAGGUGAACUCUCUGUGCCUAAAUCUGACUUCACAGAACCUUAUACAGCCUGGUGGGAUGCCUCGAGCGGGUCUUCCAAAGUUGACUUUCACGGAGGAUCGACAAGCACAUAUAGGACAGUGAUGGCUGAUAAAAGACUUCAGCGAUUGGAGAUGCGUGUGGAUCGUUCCGGUGAACGCGCUGUUCGUCGCUGUGGCAAGGCCUCCUCAUACCAAAACAAUCCUCUGGACAUUUCUCAUCCCGCUUUACCAGACAUUGAUUUAUUCAACUUCGUUGGUUAUGAGCCCGAUGGUCGUGUGGAGCGUUGGCAACACACAGUCGUUGGUCGUGAAGGAGAGCUUGGUGCUAUACAAGGAGAGUCUCUUAGCCUGAAACAUGAUCUGCUUCUCAUACGUGAUUCUGAAGACAACGCAACGCCUAUACUAUACACAGUGUCAGUCAAUAGUUCUCUCCUUGGUCCCAAUGCUGACAGCUAUGAACAUCGUUACUUGGAUGUUCGUCGUCAUGAACAAAACGCCGACUUCUUCAUACCAAAUAUAAGUGAUCUAUGCGACACUGUUGAAUCGUUGAAUGCUUCUAUACCGGAACAUUUAUCUCGCCUCGAACCUCUGAGGGAAUACAUACAGCCUCAUCGCGACCAGAAAUACGUGGCGGCAAUACAAAAUUUCAAGGUGAAAUACAACCGUCGUUACAUAGACAACUCUGAAGAAGCUGUAAGAACAGCGUUACUGAUGCAGCACAAGCGCUUUAUUUCAUCUGGUAACCGAGAGGGCGCCACCUUCGAGCUAGGAGUGAACUUCUUAGGAGACAGGCUGGACAACGAGCUGAAACAACUGCGCGGAGUGAAGUUAGAAGAAGAAAGAACUCAAGCUGAGCUGUUCCCUCACUCAAGAAGCAUGCUGAGAAAGGAAAGCGCUAAACUACCUGAUAAUUUCGACUGGAGGGUUAAGGGUGGAGUGUCACCUGUUGGAUUCCAGGGUAAAUGUUCAUCGUGUUGGUCAUUCGCGGUUUCUGGUGCUGUGGAAGGAGCGUUAUUCGCAAGGACUGGCAAGCUCGUGCCACUCUCACAACAAUGCCUCGUGGAUUGUGCACAUCCAUUUGGAGGCAAAGGUUGCAAAGGCACGUGGCCAAGUCAUGCGUACGACUACGUGAAAAACCGUGGUCUACCUGCCCUCGACGAAUACCCAUCAUAUAAAGCAAAGGUUGAACAAUGCGCAGAAAAAUCAGUACGUCCCGUGACACGUAUUAGUGGACAUGUUAACGUUACCGCAAAUAGCCUUUCAGCUCUGAAGGUGGCUAUACGAGAUCACGCCCCGACCGUGGUCAUUGUUGAUGCGAAACUUAAGAGCUUCGUGUUCUAUAAGCAUGGAGUCUUCUACGAUGACAGAUGCGGUAAGACGCGGCCUCGUUUGAACCACGCUGUGUUAGCCGUUGGUUGGGGAGACCAGAAUGAAGAGCACUUCAUCUUAAAGAACUCCUGGUCGGAGGCGUGGGGUGAACGAGGAUUCAUGAGAAUACACGCGAGGUCCAACACAUGCGGGGUCCUCACCAGACCCAGCUACCCUCGGCUUGAAGAUAGCCUGCUAGUAACGGCUCAGUCUCGUUAUUCAUCGGAUGUAAGAUCAUACAGACGGAACUAUCAAUCCCGGCCGAGUCAAUGGAGGGACCUUGCCGAAGGAGUUCGUGGCGCGAAUUUACAGUUACUUGUACUCCCAAUCCCCAUGACAUCACUUAAUCCUGGACCUAGUCAAAAAUCAGAAUGUAAAGUAACACCGGAACCCGAGGAACCGCUAAUUGACGUGAGAUCGGGAGCCCCAACUAUAUAUUCAAGUCCACCACUUGGUAUACCAUUAAGUCCACGUGUUCCCACCAGACAUAAUAUUCCACCAAAAGCUGUAACUCGUAAUGAGGUUCAAAACAAAGCACCUUCGUAUCCAUCGUACCUUAACGUAGAAAAAUUAGAUCAACCUGUGAUUCCACCCGAAAUACCUCCUUCUGAAUCAUCGAAGGAAAUCUUAGAGCAAUUCCUCGCACAGGCACCUCAAGCGCCCCAACUACCGCCUGUACUGCUAUCAGAAUAUGACAAAAAUGAACGUAUACCACAUCCAGAAGAAGAGGAUGAGCAAACUAAUUUAAUAGAAGAAAGUGCAGCAGUACCAAUCGUCAAAACUAAUUUGCCAUACACACAAAAUGUUUACAGUCGAGGCAGAAAAGUACAAACUCAACCAUCAAGGCCUCGUUUCUCACAAUCCGUUGUGAUACGAGGUGAACUAUCUGUGCCUAAAUCUGACUUCACAGAACCUUAUACAGCCUGGUGGGAUGCCUCGAGCGGAUCUUCCAAAGUUGACUUUCACGGAGGAUCGACAAGCACAUAUAGGACAGUGAUGGCUGAUAAGACUUCAGCGAUUGGAGGUGUGAUGCAUGAAAAUAGCACCAUUUAG
Molecule: messenger RNA, 3276 nt
Organism: Danaus chrysippus (African queen)
Lineage: Eukaryota; Metazoa; Arthropoda; Insecta; Lepidoptera; Nymphalidae
Source: the annotation of a GenBank genome assembly